UCACACUAUCUAAAUUUAUAAAUUCGUGCAAGUAAACAAUUUACGUUUUAGCAUUUACAUAUAUUUUACAGAAAAAGUAAAAAGUAAAGUAAAAAGUAAAGAGAGCAAUGAGCACACAGCGCGGCAAUGCCAGCCGCACACGUGCCCAGAAGCACAAAAAUCGGUUUGUCUUUAAAAACGACCUGCACGACAAAACACCGCAACAGAUUCGCCUCAAUCAGAUGCAUGUGUCCACUGUUUGCCAGCGGUGCAAGGAGGUCAUCGAAUGGAAGAUCAAAUACAAGAAGUACAAACCCCUCACACAGGCGAAGACUUGUACCAAAUGCCAGCAGCGGACUGUGAAGAAGGCAUACCAUGUCAUUUGUAGAGAUUGUGCGAUUAAGGCACGUGCCUGUGCCAAGUGCCUGAAAACGGCAGAUGAGGUAUCAAUUGAAGCGCCGGAGCCAACGCCGCAAGAGGAGCAGCAAUUGAAAGUCGAAAUGGAUCGUCUAAUCAAAUCGUUCUCAGAGCGCAAGCGUAGAGCAUUUUUGCGUUUUAUGGCCAAGGGUAAAAAGGAUAAACAGGCAGAAGAAGAGGAAUUGGACGAUGAGGCUCUGGCUGCUAAAGAAAAGGCUAAGAGAAUUGCCCAUACCAGAGAUGAACUGCUGGAGAAAAUUAAGGAAUUGAAUUUGGCAGAAGAAGAUGAGGACGAAUUCGACGACGAUGAAGAUGAUGAUGAUGAAAACGAGGCGGAUAGUGGGACAGACUUUGAUUCAGAAGAUGCAGAGGAAGAUAGUGAAGAGGAGAAAAGAACUGUAGUUAGCAAAUAAAAUGAAUUGUUUUCUUUGA
This is a messenger RNA of Drosophila willistoni, 828 nucleotides long. RefSeq lists its product as uncharacterized. The transcript is spliced from 2 exons. The record is from RefSeq and is a predicted model, not a curated record. Lineage: Eukaryota; Metazoa; Arthropoda; Insecta; Diptera; Drosophilidae. The coding region runs from base 108 to 809 and encodes 233 amino acids.